AUGGCUAGCAUUUUUCGACGUCUCCGUAAGAUCAACAAGUCCCGACGGUCCGCCCCCAAGGACUACGUUGACCUUGACCAAGGGGGCCACGAAAAGACCGAGCUAGAACAAGCAUUGUCUAGAGCCAUCAAUGCAGUGCAUGAUCUUCAGGCGCGUCUUGUAGAGCACGAUUUGAUGCUCGCACACACUAUCUCAAGUAACCCAACUCUCGUUACUCCCCUUUUCCAGCUUGAUUCCCAAUUUCAAUCUAACAUUCUUAGAACAGUUUCACCCUCAAAGAUAAUGUCAACAUCUAUCAAUGAUAUCUGGCUCUGUUCAUACAGUAGUUCAUUACUGUUAGGCGCAGAAGAGCGGUGGCAACAAGGUGACCCAGAGCUUGCAAUAGAGCUUGCCUCACGGGUCAUUAGCCAUAACCCCUUUUUGUGCGAACUUGAUGAGAUGCGGUGCCGGCUCUUUAUCGCUGCCGUUCAACACUCUCUUUGUCAGUAUGAAGAGUCCAUGACGAGCCUAGAACCAGUGGUACAGAUGAACAUGUGUUAUGCCGUCUUAAACAACCCAGAGUCUAGCAUCAUCGCGGGGAUUACUUAUUUUAUCAAAGGUGCGAAUCUCAUGAAAUUUGAAAGGUUCCCAGAGGCUUACUGGUCGCUUUCGCAAGCACUGGACAUACCAGGCUACAGCGAAAAGGCCCGUGAGCUUCAAAGGGAGGCCAUCAUUGGAUUUACCCGCAUAGAGGCCGCUGAGUUUGAUCACUCAGCAGCAGCAUCUACUCACGCAUUACUAGACUGGGAAUAUAGCGACUCAUCUUGA
Messenger RNA from Penicillium coprophilum, 807 nucleotides. RefSeq lists its product as uncharacterized. The transcript has a single exon. The coding region runs from base 1 to 807 and encodes 268 amino acids. Gene Ontology annotation, molecular function: protein binding. The record is from RefSeq and is a predicted model, not a curated record. Lineage: Eukaryota; Fungi; Ascomycota; Eurotiomycetes; Eurotiales; Aspergillaceae.